Messenger RNA from Exophiala viscosa, 2586 nucleotides. RefSeq names its product Gar1/Naf1 RNA binding region-domain-containing protein. Lineage: Eukaryota; Fungi; Ascomycota; Eurotiomycetes; Chaetothyriales; Herpotrichiellaceae. Gene Ontology annotation, cellular component: sno(s)RNA-containing ribonucleoprotein complex. Gene Ontology annotation, biological process: pseudouridine synthesis; box H/ACA snoRNP assembly; ribosome biogenesis. The transcript has a single exon. Gene Ontology annotation, molecular function: RNA binding. The coding region runs from base 147 to 2426 and encodes 759 amino acids. The record is from RefSeq and is a predicted model, not a curated record.
UGUCGGUCAUUUGAAAGUUCUCCGCAUUCAGGAUUUUUUUUCUCGAGAGUCGAUCCAACGCCGCAGUCUGUUGUAGUGUACAGUGUAUUCAGACCUGUGUUCUCUACGAUAUAUACUUACGCCCCAACAUAUGUACCUGAUCGAAAAUGGCGACAGAUGAUUUUCCCACGUCUCCGGCAAAGCGUCAACGAACAGACUCGCCGGAAACGAACCGAGACCUGCCAUCGAUUCCCGGAUUGCACCCUCUUGAAAACACGCCCGAUGGCGUGCAACACGAGACAUUGCAGAAUAGCAUCACCGGCCCCAUGGAUAUAGAAGUCGGCGAAGAUAUAGAGACUAGUGUCACAGCAUCCGCAGUGCCCGAGCAAGAAAUGGUGCAGCAGGCACCGAGCCAAGACUCCAAUUCCUUACUCGAUGCACUCAUGCUGCAGGUCGAAGCGCAGUCUUCUUCCAUCCCAAAGAUCGCCCCUUCCUCUCCUAUCACCGUUGUCGAUGCAGCGCAAGAGGCAGAGGCUGUGGAGUCCGAGAGCAUGGUCAUAGAGAAAGAUGGGGCACCAGAGACACACGCAGAUGCAGACAAUGGAACACAACAGUCAUCCACGAACCAACCUGCUCCUGCAACGUCGGAUGCUAUGGAUGUAACGCACAACGUCGUGGACGAGCAGAUUGAGAACCAUGUCCAACUCCAGGAUGCUGAAGCCGAUACCGUUACAGACACCAAUAGUUCUAUACCGAUUGUCGGAAACACAGCUGGAGCACCCGCGGUUCCCGCCCUUCCUGAAGCACAUAUCGCUGCAAUUGAUUCGAUCCCGGCAACUGAGCCACACGCUCCUGAUCAAGACGCAGAAGGUGUCGAGUGGGAAAUCGAUUCUUCACCAUACGAAUCCUCUGACUCCGAUUCAUCCGACGACACAUCUUCCGAUGAGGAUAGCGACGAAGAUGCAGAUGGUGAAUAUUCCAUGUUGGAUCCUGAAGAGACGGCAAGAAUACUCAUGCAAGGAGAUGGAGGCUCGGAUGAUGAGGGCGGGAAGUCGCGUGACAAGGCCGAAGGCGCUGCUCUACGAACUGCUAAUGAGCGAACGGAAGAAGUCAUCCCCAAGCCCGAAGUCAUUGUUACGGAGGAUAUGAAGAUAGAAGAGCUUGGAAAUGUUGAAUUCGUCGUGGAGAAUAAUGUGGUAAUCAAGGCAAAAACGUCGGGAGAAUACCAGGUCCUGGAAUCAGGAUCAUUGAUCUGUCUCAAAGAUCGAAGUGUUGUUGGAGUGAUUGCCGACUUGAUAGGGCGAGUCGAGGAACCACGGUACACCAUACGCUUCACAAACGACGAAGCCAUUGCAGAGGCUGGAUUGUCCGCACCCGGCACGACUGUUUUUUACGUGCCCACUUAUUCGACCUUCGUCUUCACACAACCCCUGAAGGCUGUCAAGGGUAGCGACGCAUCAAACUUCCACGAUGAAGAGGUUGGUGACGACGAGAUGGAGUUUUCGGACGAUGAGGCAGAAGCCGAACACAAGCGUCAAAUGAAAGCAAGACGACAAGGCAGGUUGGUGGACACUGGAAGAGGCCGCGGCCGUGGCGGACCGCAAUCAGGCAGAGGGUCACACCGUGGAGGUCGACGACCCAGCCAUAGCCGCAACAACGAUAACAACGGUCUUGCGAACGGCAAUGGCGCGUAUGGCGAUGGUUCUUUGGAGAUGAACUAUGACGACGUUCCAAAUGGCGCUGAUGAUGGAUACACUCCAUUACAAAGACCAGACAGCUUUGCUGGCAACACCGAGCAACAUCGAGGAGAUACCGCAGGCCACCCACUUCCUCCUCCACCAUCAUCCUUCCGUGGUGGCAGAGGUGACUUCGGCGGACGAGGCAGAGGUCGCGGUAGAGGUAGAGGUGACAGGGGAGGUUUCCGAUCCCGUGGCGGCGGCGGAUUCAAUCAGCCUCGAGGUCCUUUCAACAACCAACAUAACGCCAACAACACACAGAACGGGUCUCACAGUUACCCACGGGCGCCAGAAGUCACCGUCCCUACGACGCCUUCGAUCACUCCUCACAACGCCGCUUACACACCAAUGACACCGUCUCCCAUGAGCCCGCUGCCGAACGUUCCUUACAAUUUUGGUGGCUAUCAACCACCUGCCGGCUUCCCAUAUAUGCCUCAAUCGAUGCCUGGACUGCAACCGCCUUCGUUUCCGUACCAACAACAGCAGCACCAGCAUCAGCAUCAGCAGCAGCAACAAUAUCACCAACCAUACCAGGCUACUCAGUAUAAUGCUCCAGGAAUGCAGCCAUACCAGACGAGUCAAAGCUAUGCUCCGGGCACGCAGCCAGCAGCCCAGCCUAGCUUUCCCUCUGGCCCUUGGGCGAACAACCCGGCUCUUGCGGCAGCCUUGCAGAGACAAGUGGAGGAACAGCGGAGAAAUCAGGGAAUGUGAUCUGUGGCUUCUAUAUUGUGCAGAUGAUUGGGAAAAUGUACGACUACUGCUUACAGACCGUUAACGAUAGAACGUUGGGCGCUGGUUUGGAAAAGUCUCGGAAUGAAAAGGUUUGGGAAACACCAAUGGUGGAUGUCAUUAUUAGAGUCAAGAUACCCAA